Tinamus guttatus (white-throated tinamou) is the source of this 879-nucleotide messenger RNA. The record is from RefSeq and is a predicted model, not a curated record. NCBI's taxonomy places the organism in Eukaryota, Metazoa, Chordata, Aves, Tinamiformes, Tinamidae.
AUCAAGAGUUUGGCUUGGAGUACUACAAGCUGCAGCCAUAAUUAGAAAAUCAAAGUAUUUUAGAACGUGUUCAACAGGAGAACACUUUACUAUAGAGUUUGAGAACCUAGUGGAAAGUGAUGAGGGGGAAAGCCCAGGAAGCAGUCACAGGCCUCUGACUGAGGAAGAAAUUGCUGACUUGAAAGACAGACAUUAUGACUCCAUUGCUGAAAAGCAGAGAGCUGUUGAUAUGAAACUUCAGUCAGAGUUAGCCUUACAAGAGGAGAAGUUAAGAAUAGAAGAAGAGGCUUUAUAUGCUGCACAACGUGAAGCAGCCAGGGCAGCAAAGCAGAAAAAGCUCUUGGAGCAACACAGACUGCAAAGGAUAACGCAGAGAGCGCAUGCUGUUAAUAAUGGAGACUAUCAAAGCUCUGUCACAGAAGAAGAUAUUGAUUCCUUCUUGAGAAAUACAAAAAUCCAGUAUGAAGCUUUUCGAAGUAGUAGACUUUCAUCUGAUGCUACAGUGCUGACACCAAACACAGAGAGCAGUUGUGACUUAAUGACCAAAACAAAAUCAACAAGUGGCAAUGAUGACAGCACUUCAUUAGACUUAGAAUGGGAAGAUGAGGAAGGUAUGAACAGAAUGAUUCCAAUGAGAGAACGCUCUAAAACAGAAGAGGAUAUACUCCGAGCAGCCCUAAAAUUUAGCAGCAAGAAGACUGGAAGUCAUCCAGCUUCAGCCUCUGACGAUUCUAAUGGUUUGGAGUGGGAGAAUGACUUUGUUAGUGCUGAAAUGGAUGAUAAUGGCAAUUCAGAGUAUGCUGGAUUUGUAAAUCCUGUCUUAGAGUUGUCUACAUCAGAUGUAAGGAUAUCUGACUCUGAUCAACAAGACAGGUAGUG